AUGGAAUUCGCCCAACCUCCCUCGGAGACUGCGCCUGCGCACGACGCUGAUGUGCCUAUUGCUCCCACUGUCGCCGAACCCGAGCAGACUGCCCAAGGAGAUCAGACGCCGCAGCCACAGGAGGAGCCGCAGCCGGAGUUGCAACAGGAACAGGAGACCCCAACCCAGCAACCUGCCGAACAGCCGGCGCCUGUCAUGGUCAACAUAGAGGAACCGGCGUCUGAGCACAUAAGUGCCCGUGCCGCCAUCAAUAAUGGCUACAACAGCGACUCCAAGGCGCAUUAUCACUCUCGAUCGACCGACUUCCAUCAAUCUGCCCCCGAAUACCCUGCCCAAGACACAGAUCAGUCACGCCAAAACUCAUCUCCCUCCCUUAGCCACCACCCCCUCCCUGUUCCCAACUCCCGACCUGGAUCUGGACUUUCCAGUGGCCCUGAACGCCCUGGUCCCUCUCAGCAACAGCAACAAGAAGCCGGUCAGCGACAAGCUGCGCAGAGCAACAAGAAUAGUGUUGUCAUUAAAGUCGGCAUGGUGGGUGAUGCACAGAUUGGAAAGACUAGUUUGAUGGUCAAAUAUGUGGAAGGCAGCUGGGAUGAAGAUUACAUCCAAACCCUGGGUGUCAACUUUAUGGAGAAGACUAUCUCAAUCCGCAACACUGAAAUCACCUUCUCGAUCUGGGAUCUGGGUGGUCAGCGCGAGUUUGUUAACAUGCUGCCCCUUGUCUGCAAUGAUGCCGUCGCAAUCCUGUUUAUGUUUGAUCUCACUCGCAAGAGUACGCUCAACUCGAUCAAGGAGUGGUACCGUCAAGGCCGUGGCUUCAAUAAAACCGCCAUCCCAUUCCUGGUUGGCACCAAAUAUGAUCACUUUGUUAAUUUCCCCCGUGAAGAUCAAGAAGAGAUCUCUAUCCAGGCCAAGCGAUUCGCAAAGGCGAUGAAGGCCAGUCUCAUCUUCAGCAGCACCAGCCACAGCAUCAAUGUGCAGAAGAUCUUCAAGAUCGUUCUGGCCAAGGCGUUCGACUUGAAGUGCACCAUUCCGGAGAUCGAGAACGUUGGGGAGCCUCUGCUUCUCUACAAGAACGUUUAA
Penicillium brevicompactum is the source of this 1083-nucleotide messenger RNA. Its product is annotated as Spg1/Tem1 GTP-binding protein. Lineage: Eukaryota; Fungi; Ascomycota; Eurotiomycetes; Eurotiales; Aspergillaceae. The record is from RefSeq and is a predicted model, not a curated record. The transcript has 3 exons. Bases 1 to 1083 code for a protein of 360 amino acids. Gene Ontology annotation, cellular component: spindle pole body. Gene Ontology annotation, molecular function: GTP binding; GTPase activity. Gene Ontology annotation, biological process: regulation of exit from mitosis.